CAUUCGAUUAUAUUUAGAGAAAAUCGAGAAAACUCUCGACGCCUGCCGGUGUUCAUAAGUUGUAAAAUAUAAAUGCGGUUGCAGUGUUGGAAUUUCAAUCAGUUGAAUCGAAGAAAUCAUUCAGUGAAAUACUCAAGUGAUUUAACAGUCUGUACAUACAAACGGAAGUGUCCGUAAUGGCAAUGCAAUUGAAAACGAUUUCAAAUAAAAUGUUCAACCCAGCGGUGAAUUUGAUGCGAAAUUAUUCACGUUUUUCGGUGCCAUCAAUUUUCUUUGAAGAUCCGUUACGACGGCACCGUCAACUGUUUUCGGAUUAUUGGAACGCACCAUUCGAUGCCAUCGCUCAGGUGCAAAAAAUGCAAAAACUCAUGGACUUUCGCAUGCCGUCAAUGAAUGUUUGGGAGGGUGAACGAUUCGUCUGCAAUCCGAAGGAUGGAUUUCAUGUUUCGUUGAAUGUGGAACAUUUUGCACCGAACGAAAUCAGUGUCAGAGUCAUCGAUAAAUCAAUUUUGGUGGAGGCGAAACACGAAGAACGAGCUGAAAAUGGUGAGAGCUAUGCAUCGAGACACUUCACCCGACGAUUCGUUUUGCCGGAUGAAUUCAGCGAGAAAGACAUUGUGUCCACUCUAUCGUCGGAUGGAAUUUUAUCAGUCAGAGUACCACCAAAAGAAAUUGACCCGCAGAAUGCACGGAAUAUUCAUAUUCAACAAACGGGAGCGCCGGCUCGAAAUCUUGGUCAGAAUGGUCCAGGACAAAAUCCAACCAUGAAUCAGAAUCAAAACGAACCGAAAAAUAAUUAGUGGACUGCGAGGUGGACUGCCUAUUCAGGAAUGCAAUAUUUCAUUAAUUUCUGUUGGGAGUGAUUAACUGCCAUUAAUUAAGAUCUUGUUGCAAUCAAUCGAAAUUGUAGUGAAAUAUCAUUACGUUGUUGUGAAAUACAUGAGACGUUUUUUUUUGUAUUCAAA
Bradysia coprophila is the source of this 965-nucleotide messenger RNA. Its product is annotated as heat shock protein 23-like. Gene Ontology annotation, biological process: response to heat; protein refolding. Lineage: Eukaryota; Metazoa; Arthropoda; Insecta; Diptera; Sciaridae. Gene Ontology annotation, cellular component: nucleus; cytoplasm. The record is from RefSeq and is a predicted model, not a curated record.